UCCUAUGAGAAAGGGAAGGCGUAAGAUUAAGGUUGAAGGAGAAUUACUCCCCUUGCAACCUCUUGAAGUAAAUGAACUACUUUUAGUGGAAAACCAAGGUUUGGCUAAAGGGACUCUAGGGAUUGAUGGUAGUAAACAAACGGUUUUAAAUCAAAGUACACCUAAGCAAAGCAGAGAAAAUCAUGGUGGCUUUGGUGUAAAUGAUUUUUCGGGAUGCAAUACUGAGACGUCUAAACUAAAUAUAGCUUUUAAAACUUGUAAGGAUGUCUGGUCUACGCAAGAAGUGUUUCUUACAAAAAACGACGAUUCGCUUGCUUUGAAAAAGGGUGCAUAUUCAGAAAAGCCCGUACGAAUUAAGGAGCGUCCGAAAUUAAAAGACAUAAACUUUACUUCUGCUUCAUCUCCACUGCUUACCGGGGACUCCCCGCAACGGGUUAUACUUCGGUUACGUGAUAUUGCUGUGUCGCCCCGAUCCAAGUUAGAAGCAACUUCGAAAAAAAAGUUGGAACCAUUAACGGAAAAAGUUUUACACGUAAAAGUUCAACAUAAAGGGGAGAUAAUACUUUCAAAGACAACUGAAUGGGCUCCUGAGAAAGCUUUUUAUAAUGUUAUAGAUGACGCUCGGAUAGAAGUGGAUAAAGACUUUUCCCUGUGCGUAGAAGCUUCAACGCAGGCUAAAGCAAAGACAAGUUGUACUAUUGGAGCCAACAAGAAAAACAGAUCGCUAUUUGGAUUGAAUUUUUUUAGCCGAAAGAAAAAAAAAAUUGCUACUUCAAAAAAUGAAUCGGAAUUUGUAGAAGAUUGGGGCACUAUUUGUGUCGGGCUCAGCGACUUCACCAUCUCCCGCGAGAAUUCGCUGGUCGCCCACUCGGAAAAUAGCUUGAUGGCCAUGAGUAUGAACUGCGAGUUUUUUACGCUGAAACCAGAGCGUUACCACGAGGACUAUCUUCACAUGAAAAGAGAUACCGGCGCCUGGUCCCUGUACUACGCCGUGCUGGGCGGUCACUGCUUUAACAUGUAUAUGGACGAAUACAAGAAACACGGGAACCCCUGCUAUAGUAUUGAUCUUUUGAGCUGCAAGGACGGUCAAGUUCUCCCAGCUGACGACUGCUAUCGAGCUCACGCGUUCAAACUCACCACCAGCAAACUCACUUUUUACUUUUGUGCGGCCUCGGAAAUCAGCGCAGAAAAUUGGCUGUUCGCUCUCCGCGAAUGUUUAAAAGACGCGAGAGAAUGGGAGGGGUCAAAUACCGGCUAGCAGUAAUCAAGAAAACUAGAAAACUAGUUCAAUAUUUAUUUUAAUAAACCAGAACUGGUGUAGAGCCAGCCCA
Zophobas morio is the source of this 1331-nucleotide messenger RNA. RefSeq lists its product as uncharacterized. The transcript has 15 exons. Bases 5 to 1258 code for a protein of 417 amino acids. NCBI's taxonomy places the organism in Eukaryota, Metazoa, Arthropoda, Insecta, Coleoptera, Tenebrionidae. The record is from RefSeq and is a predicted model, not a curated record.